Bufo bufo (common toad) is the source of this 1566-nucleotide messenger RNA. RefSeq lists its product as uncharacterized. The transcript has 9 exons. The coding region runs from base 1 to 1566 and encodes 521 amino acids. Gene Ontology annotation, molecular function: protein binding. The record is from RefSeq and is a predicted model, not a curated record. Lineage: Eukaryota; Metazoa; Chordata; Amphibia; Anura; Bufonidae.
AUGGAGGGGCAGCGCUGUGCCGGGCGGUUCGAUACAUGGCUGGCCAGCUUCAUGGCUCCGCGGCCCGAGGACGAGCAGUACUGGGAGGCGGAAGGAGCAGACGGGAGGACGAGCGCCCCCUGCCGACGGCUGCUCCACAUGUGUGAUGAAAUCCUGUUGCAGAUUUUGGAUCUCCUUGACCCUUUCUCUCUGCUCCGUGUUGGCGGCGUGUGCAGCACACUGUAUCGGGUCAGCAGCACAGAUAGCCUGUGGGCCAAGCACUGCAGGGCUGCUUUUGGCUCUGGCUUUAGGAUGGGUUGUGCUGGCUGUGCCCCCAAACAAGCCUUUAAGCUUCUGUACAUGUGGAGGAAGUUGUACAAGACCCUGCCUUAUAACAGACAAUUACAGGACUUGUUUUUUUCUGGACUUCUUCCGAAAAAAUACUGGGUACAGUGGCUCACACUUGAAGAAAUUGUUCCGCUCCCUUCUGUCCAACUCCCUGGUCAUGAAAUUGAAGAAAUCUGGGGAAUAACAAAAGAUCUGCUUGAUGAAAAACAUAAAGUUGCAGAGGAGUCUUUGGAAGUAGUACAUGACACGGUGUACAAAUAUGAAUGGAAGGAAUUACAUAAAAUGGCACUCUUGCACCAUAGGGAAUACACAAAUGUGCAAUCAUACGUACUUAAAAGAAUGAGCUCUGAAUACUGUGAUUUGGAGCGGCAUUAUUGCGAAUACAGCACAAACCGUUUCCAGUGGCUAUUUUCCUAUUGGCUCUUUGGCCUUUCUAAGUCAUGUGGUAAACAGCUGCAGAGAAUUUACCUGUGGUGGCAAAGGUUUGAUAAGAGGAUAGUAUCUCGUUGGGGUUCUACUGACUCUGAUGUCAAGUAUCUUGCAUCUCUUCAUUACAUAACCGAUGACUUCUGGAAUGGAAAGCUGGCCAAUGGAGAUGAACAUUUAGGUAUUCAAUCGGUGGAGAACUACUUUUCGAUGUGCAGGUCUCUCUUGGCUUGGAUUCUUGGCCGGAAAUGGGGAAGAUUUAAACAAAAGAAGGUCUACAAAGAUGCACUAGAAGGAGUGUACCGUAUGCUGAAACAUGAGCUACAAGUUUCCAUGGUUAAUCAUGAUAAGUUUUGGAUAGCUGCUAAAGUCCAGAUGUCCAGAAUCUGCAGCCUAGAGAAAAUUGCUGGCAACUAUGUGAACUGGAAGAUAAUUGAUGUACUGCCGUGUUACAGGAUGUUUAUGUCCUCUGGAGAUUCCUUCUAUCUAGAGCAAAUCAAAGGCUUCCUGUUUAGAAAGCAACUAAUAAACAACUGGAUCCUUCAAGAGGAGAACUUCUGGGUGAGCAGUCUUCUCCCAGAGUGCCUUUUCCAGCUGCUGGAAUAUGACACCAAAAUCUAUGAAGAGAACCUACAUGGAGAUACAGUGGGAUCCCACUUAAGCAGAUUAAUCUGGCUCUAUCUACAUUCUGGUCAGCAGCUCUACAUGGAUGCCAUAAAGGGUUUUGUUUAUGAAUGUGCUUAUGCAAGCUAUGCAUCUCAGAUCUAUGAAAGUGUGAGCUUAGCAGCCUAUGUGGGCAUUUUAAGAUUUUAG